AUGAUCAAAUCUUGUUCUUCUUCAUUGCUUCUGUCCAUUACUAUCUUGUUGAUUUUUUGUUCUUCUUCGGUUAUUGGAAAGGCAGUAGUAGUUCCACCAUCAAAGACAUUUAGUUAUCACUUGGAUGCCCUGUCGUUCAAUAGAGGUUAUGAUGGAACUGAGUACAAUGUCAGGUAUCAUACUUUACCAAUCCAAAACUAUCCGUUUUCUCUUUGUUUUUAUGAAGCCAAUCCAGAGAGUACUGGUGUCAACAAACCUGUUACUGAUUCGUACAUACUAGCUAUAGGUAUGGGUCAUCUUUUUGCUCAUCCUGACGGGAUUACACGUUGGGUUUGGGCAGCUAACCUUUAUCGCCCUGUUGGCGAUAAAGCUAAACUUGUUUUCAGUCGCAGCGGAAAUCUUGCCUUAAUCGAUGCCAAUGGUCGAAUUGGUUGGCAAACAAAGACGAGCAACAAAGGCGUGGUCGAUAUUAAACUACUUCCGAAUGGUAAUUUAGUGCUUCUUGAUAGAAAUGGUGGAUUUGUUUGGCAGAGUUUUCACUAUCCUACUAAUACUCUAUUGGUAGGACAAGGUCUUGGUCCUGGAAGUUCAGCUACUAACAAGAUAGUAAACGGUGAUUAUAGUAUGGUUUUACAAGAUAGAACACUUGGUUUAUUCUUUAAUCCCAACCCAAAAUCAGCGUCAGCAUCAUCCAAGCCUUUCAACUAUUAUAAUGUAACACAAAUGGCCAAGUUAGGGAUCAAUAUUAGCUUCGACACGUCCAAGUACUACUAUGGAGACGGAUCAUUCGAUGUAUUGAGCAUUGUUUUUAGUACUGAUUCCUUUUUUGUAUUGGCUUAUCCUAAAUACAAUAGUACAUUGUCAAUGCUUCGGUUAGGCUCAAACGGUAAUCUAUAUAUCUAUACUUAUAAUGAAGUACCAGCUAAUGGUUUUAAUGCAUGGGAGGAAACUUAUGCUACCUUUUCUAGAGAAGGACGCACCAGUGAAUGUUUACUACCUGCAAAAUGUGGAUCAUUCGGUCUUUGCGAAGAUAACCAGUGUGUUGCUUGUCCUACACCAAAAGGACUAUUGGGUUGGGAUAAGAAAUGCAAACUACCAAAACUUCCUUCAUGUAGUACAAGUGCAGCCAAUGUGGGUUAUUACAGAGUAGGAGAUGUAGAAGAUUAUCGGCCACUCGGUUAUUCUGACGGAGAAGGACCGAUGACGGUGAACGAGUGUAUGAAGAAAUGUAGCGAUGACUGCAAGUGUGUCGGUUUCUUUUAUAGAAUAAAUGGUUCUAUGUGCUCACUUGCUUCCCAAAUCAAUACGCUAGCCAAGCUUGAUGCUGUGUUUAACAAUUUGAUAGAUGUUUACGUUAAGUACGCAAAGUAG
This is a messenger RNA of Papaver somniferum (opium poppy), 1371 nucleotides long. RefSeq names its product epidermis-specific secreted glycoprotein EP1-like. The transcript has a single exon. NCBI's taxonomy places the organism in Eukaryota, Viridiplantae, Streptophyta, Magnoliopsida, Ranunculales, Papaveraceae. The record is from RefSeq and is a predicted model, not a curated record. Bases 1 to 1371 code for a protein of 456 amino acids.